AUGAUGAACUCUUCCGGUGCCCAGCCCACUAGUGCUGUUCCCUUCGAACGCCAUCCGACACUCUAUUUCAAAAGCGGGGACAUCGUCCUUUCCGCACCGACUGUCUCAGAAAAAGUCUCGGGACAACUAUUUCGCGUGCAUCGCUUUAUGCUUGCGCACCAUUCACCCGUGUUUGCAGACAUGUUCGAUGUGCCGCCUCCGCCAGAUGAAGAAGGAUACGACGGAGUGCCGCUCGUCCAAAUGGCUGACGCCGCCGAGGAUUUUGCGAGCCUCCUAAGUGUUUUGUACAACCCAUCUGAGCUUCCCUACAAACGGCUCGAUCCAAAUACGCCUGCCCUCAUCACCGGCAUGCUGCGCCUAACGGCUAAAUACCAGCUCGAUGACCUGCACGCCCGCCUCCUCGAUCACUUUUCGGCAGAUUGGCCGUGCACCGUCGACGCCUGGGAGCAGGUCGAGGCCGAGAUCGCCGCCGCGCAGCGCGCACGCCAGAACUGCAUCCUCAAUCUCGGUCAGGUCAACCUUCCUUUCAUCGAUGACUGCUUUCCCGAGCCUGCCCUCGCCAUCCGUCUCGCAUGCGAUUUCGGCUGCCCCGCUAUCCUUCCUACUGCAUUCUACCGUAUAGCCCGCACGCCCGCCACCCUCGACUGGGAUGCAUGUCGCGCAGAGGGCGCCGACCGCAAAGUUCUUGCCCGCGGCGCCAUGACCGUCCGCUGGGCGUUGCUCACGCAUGAUGACUCCAUGCGCGUCAUGCGCGGCCGCGAAUACCUCCAAGACGAGAUCGACAGGAUCCGCAAGGAGAUGCUCGGUGUUCCGAUGUCGCAAAAGACGGCCGACGGAUGUUCGCACCGUGAUAUGUGCUACCGCGUGCGCUCUUCCAUACGCGACCAUGUUUUAGGCAAGGAGGACAGGUACGACCCGAUCAGUGCGCUGAAAAAGUGCAUGGAGAAUACGGAGACACGCGACCACAGCACGGGAGACAUUCGUGAUUCGCUCUGUGGGAGUUGCCACCUGCAGAUGGAGACGACUGUCUAUGACUGGAAGAUUGACUUUUGGCAACGGCUGCCUAGUAUGUUCCGUUUGUAG
Molecule: messenger RNA, 1083 nt
Organism: Sparassis crispa
Lineage: Eukaryota; Fungi; Basidiomycota; Agaricomycetes; Polyporales; Sparassidaceae
Exons: 2
Coding region: 1-1083 (360 amino acids)
Molecular function (GO): protein binding
Source: RefSeq, a predicted model, not a curated record